AUGAAGAUGGAAGCAUUUGCAUGUUUUGGAAUUAGGUCCAAGAAGAAGGCGAUGUUGGAGAAACAAAUGCAGUUGGAAUUGUCAGAGGCAGAGAAGAACCCAAACUAUAUGAACCAACUGAGCACAGAGUUGAUAAUUUAUAUACUCAAAUGGAUGACUAUACCCGAACUCUGUAUACUGGCGCGAAUCAACAAGCGCUUCAAAGAGUGCUGCUACGACGCCACACUCUGGAGGAAUCUGGCGAUGAACUCCAACAUGCCCCGCAAGAAGAUUAUCGCCGCACUCAAAUCGAUGGAGUCUACCGCGCGUCUACAGUCGGUCAGAAUGAUCAACUUGAACAACCCAUCUAUCAAGCAAGCUACGAUCGACUACAUUGUCACGCACACUCCACAGCUCAAGGAGGUCCGACUUCACAACCUGCGUCUGACAGAGAAGACGUCCAAGCUACUGGUGGCCAAGUGCCCCAACCUCGAACAGGUCUACAUGGAUGGUGGUCGCACCAGCGACGAGUGUCUGGAGCUGCUGGCUAAUGGUGCCGUUAAGUUGAAAUCCAUUAACCUUCACAAGGUAGAGAACAUCACCACCACAGGCAUCUGCCACAUCAUCAAGAACACCAACCUCUCCUUCCUCAACUUUAAUGGUAUCUCUGGUUGGGACAUCAGAACUCUGGCACCAUAUUGUGCCCAUUUCACAUCGAUGGAUCUAGGUUCAAGUAACAACUUGAGUGAUGACGACUUGAAGGCAUUGACAAGACAAUGCAAGAAGUUGAAGUUCAUAUCGUUAAAGAGCUGCAAGCUCAUUACAGAUCAUGGCGUGUUGGAGUUGAUCAACGAUUGUCCACAAUUGAUGGAUCUGAACUUGGCCAGCUGCAACAAGAUCACCAGAACCAGCGUACAACAUGUUCUUCAGCAACUGCACUCUCUGACAACACUCAACCUGGGCAGCUUCAAGAACCUGCAUCCAAUCAUCUUCCCCAAGAAUCCAUACCGUCUGCUAAACACGCUGACCAAUAUCGAUCUCUCCUACACAGACGUCAACGACGACGACAUCAAGCAGCUGACAGAGUACGCAGCCAACCUGAAGAAUCUGAGGCUGUGUGCAUGUGUCGAGGUCACUGACCACUCAAUGGUGUUGAUCGCUACACACUGCAAGAAGUUGGCCAACGUCGACCUGUCGCGUGACCAACAGCCAGGCUCCUCUCAGAACAAGGGUCCAAUGAAGAUCACCCUGGAGACUGUCGAGGCAUUGUUCCUCAAUUGCCAAGACCUUCAAAAGGUGUCAUUGUCCUACUCGAGCAGGAACAACAUCACCAAGAGGAGUGUCAUGGAGCUGCACGAGAGAAGGACUGCCAUUGGUUGGAAGAACGUCAACUUUACUCUCAACGAGGAGAACAUCGUAUUGAACAACAACAAUGUCAUCAACAACAACAACAACAACUUGCUAAACUCUAGCAAUAACAACAAUAUUAACAACAACAACAACAACAACAACAACAACAACAACAACAACAACAACAACAACAACAAUAAUAUUAACAGCAACAACAACAACAUUAAUAAUCCAAACAUCAAUAACUUACAGUUACCUCCUCCAUUGGCCAAUGGCACUCCACAGAGU
Messenger RNA from Acytostelium subglobosum LB1, 1617 nucleotides. RefSeq lists its product as hypothetical. Gene Ontology annotation, molecular function: protein binding. The annotation marks the transcript as partial. Lineage: Eukaryota; Evosea; Eumycetozoa; Acytosteliales; Acytosteliaceae. The transcript is spliced from 2 exons. The record is from RefSeq and is a predicted model, not a curated record. Gene Ontology annotation, biological process: SCF-dependent proteasomal ubiquitin-dependent protein catabolic process. Gene Ontology annotation, cellular component: SCF ubiquitin ligase complex.